This is a messenger RNA of Laetiporus sulphureus 93-53, 1567 nucleotides long. RefSeq lists its product as uncharacterized. The record is from RefSeq and is a predicted model, not a curated record. Gene Ontology annotation, molecular function: GTP binding. The transcript has 3 exons. Gene Ontology annotation, cellular component: membrane. The coding region runs from base 76 to 1317 and encodes 413 amino acids. NCBI's taxonomy places the organism in Eukaryota, Fungi, Basidiomycota, Agaricomycetes, Polyporales, Laetiporaceae.
AGACCGACGGGCUCCAUCAUCAGCCUCACCCGCUCAGUGCAGGAUUACAGGCAGAACUGUCCUCCCAUAGUGGAGAUGGGUGUGCUCAUGUCCGCGCCGUUAGCGUCCUAUGUGGGCCCGCAAGUCGCACAAGUCUUCGGAUAUGCCUCAAGCCAUGCAGUUCCUCAGGCUGCCGCACUGUUUUCGUUGAUAGGAGGAAUGACUACUGGAGGUGUCGCUGCAGGAGCUUUUACUGCCGCGGAGGGUGCUGCUGCCGCAGGCUUGCUGGCUGCCAUCCCAGGGUCAAUCGCGGGGUGCGCGAUAGUUUUGAUCUUGACAAUAUUGUGGCCGCGGCCUGGAGGAGGACCAGACGAGAGCCCGACCAUGAUAUGGCUCAGAAGAAGGUUGGAAACGGGGGAUUCGAAUCAUGAGGAGGAUCCGAUCCGCGACCAGCCUGAGGUAAAUGUCGAGAUGACGGAAGUUCGCGAAGAGAGUCGCCGUCCUGCUCAGUGGCAGGAAGAUCUGCAAUCGCUACUCAAGAAAGCGGAGGCGAAAGGGCGAUCCGUGCCGACUGCGACUGUUCUGCCUAGCAAAGCAGAAUUCGACAGGGCGCUCCUUCGACUCGACUAUCAAGAAGGCAAAUUCCAUUUUGCAGUUGCAGGUGCUGCAGGCAGCGGAAAGUCAUCGCUAAUCAAUGCUUUGCGUGGCCUGCGAAAUGGACAGGACGGCGCAGCUCCCACCGGCUCGACGGAAACCACUCUCGAGAUCGGUCGCUACCCCGAUUCCAAUCCGGACACACCAUUCGUUUGGUACGACAUACCUGGAGCAGGCACCCUCACAGUUCCUGCAGCGCAAUACUUCAAUGAUCAGGGCCUUUACAUCUUCGACUGCAUCAUCGUCGUGAUUGGCGAGCGAAUCACCGAGAUCGACAUUGCCAUUAUGCAAAAUGCUUCCCUCUAUAAUAUACCCACGUACAUCGUGCGCCCUAAAUCCUUACAGCGCAUCGAGAACACCAUACAGGAUAUCGCGGAGGACAGCGAUGAUGAGGACGAGGAGAAACGCGGAGUGCUCAUACAACGGGCGCGGAAGACGUAUGUCACAACCGCUCGCGAUAGUAUCAAACACAAUCUGCUCAUAGCGCAACUGCCAGAGCAGCGAGUCUAUCUCGUCGAUACGAAGAAUUACCUCAAGUUGUAUGCAAGAAAACCUGCUCCGGACGUGAUCGACGAACUUGAGUUCGUACGAGACCUCAUGCUUGACACUCACGUGAGGAGAAUCCGAGCCCCGGAGUUCCAGGCGCGACUGAGGGAGGUACUCCGUAUUCUGACCGUUGACUGAGCUGGAAUUCAGGGCAUGUGGCGCAAGAAGCGCAUUUCCUCGCCGAUUCAUGGACAUAAGUUUUUGUCUUGAAGGGCACUUGCGGUCAGCUAAUCCCUGCAGGCAGUGUUCUACAGUCUAUGGUGAUCGAUGGCCGAUUGUCAUGCUCUUUGUACCACUAUCGGAGUCUCAGAUGAGUUCAGCACAUCGAGCUGGUUUCUAUCUACUGUGACGGGUUUGUGUGCGAGGUAUUUGGGUUGCAUUGGGUUAC